UUUGUGUGAGGUUUAUAUUUGUGUGUGAAAUUUCUGAGCUAGUUAAACGCAGAUAGAUAAUGUAUGUGUGUUUGUGUUUGUGUGUGUGCGUGAGAGAGAGAGAAAGCAAGAGAGAGAAGAGAGAAGAGGGGCCAAGAAGAAAGCGAUGGUCGGGUAGGUUUGGGACUCGGGACCAUUUCUAUGGGGCAAAAGAAGCACAAAAUUGCAUUUGUCAUUGAGAAUAUGACGUUCUGUUACUUCGUAAUCAAGCAUAGUGGGUAGCCUAAGGAAAGUUUUCUCUUCUGACAGAGAACAUCUCCAUUGGUAAUAGUUGAAGCAAAACGGGUUUUUUUUUGGGUUAAUUUCCAAUUUUAUAUUAUGAAGCUUGGAUUCGAAGAAUAAGCAAGGUGGUGGUUGGAUAAUACCCAUGAUUACCUUGUGGCUGCAGAUACAAAAGUGAUUGAGCUUUUGUAUGAAUAGCUAAUUUUUGUAAAUAUUUUUUGGGAAAAGGAGGGGAGAGUUGUUGGAUUAAAUUCAUAGUUACUUUGUUGUUGCUGAUUGGACUUCUUUAUAGUUACAGAAUGAUCUGGCUGUGAAGGUAUUGAUUCGUUUUGGCAAGUUCAACAACCUUUCCUAACGUUUAAACCGAUUUACACUUUAGACAGCAAGAGUGAGAGGUUAGAAACAUUUAGUGAGAGCUAGAUAAUGGGGGCGAUUGGCAGAGAAGAGCUUGUGAAGUGGGAGAAGAUGCAAGGAGCAAGUGGCCGUGAGGAGAAGAUUCUUGUUUUGGUGAGGUUGAGGCCUUUGAGUGAGAAGGAGAUUGAAUCAAAUGAGGUGGCAGAUUGGGAAUGCAUCAAUGACACUACGAUCUUAUACCGGAAUACCCUGCGCGAGGGAUCUACAUUUCCAAAUGCUUAUACAUUUGACACAGUAUUUCGAGGUGACUGCUCCACAAGGCAGGUUUAUGAAGAAGGAACCAGAGAAAUUGCUCUUUCAGUUGUCAGUGGUAUCAACUCAAGUAUUUUUGCAUAUGGACAAACGAGUAGCGGGAAAACUUAUACCAUGAAUGGUAUAACUGAGUACACAGUGGCUGAAAUAUUUGACUACAUACAUAGGCAUGAAGAAAGAGCAUUCGUUGUGAAGUUCUCAGCAAUUGAGAUUUACAAUGAAGCUGUAAGAGACCUCCUAAGCACGGAUAACACUCCACUUAGGCUGCUUGAUGAUCCAGAUAGGGGGACUAUUGUGGAGAAACUCACAGAGGAAACUCUGAGAGAUUGGAGCCAUUUAAAGGAGCUUCUUUCUAUUUGUGAAGCUCAAAGACAGAUAGGAGAGACCUCAUUGAAUGAGAAAAGCUCCAGAUCACAUCAAAUUAUUAGAUUGGGGAUUGAAAGCUCUGCUCGAGAAUUCUUAGGCAAAGAUAAUUCAACUACUCUUGCAGCUAGUGUGAGUUUUAUUGAUUUAGCGGGAAGUGAACGUGCAUCUCAGGCACUGUCAGCUGGGGCAAGAUUAAAAGAGGGUUGCCACAUAAAUCGUAGUUUACUAACUCUGGGGACUGUUAUUCGCAAAUUAAGUAAGGGGAGACAAGGACAUAUUAAUUACAGAGAUUCUAAGCUAACACGCAUACUACAGCCUUCAUUGGGUGGAAAUGCUAGAACUGCCAUCAUUUGCACUUUGAGCCCUGCAAGAAGCCAUGUUGAGCAAACUAGAAACACUCUUUUGUUUGCUUGUUGUGCAAAAGAGGUGUCUACAAAAGCACAGGUCAAUGUAGUUAUGUCUGACAAGGCCUUGGUCAAGCAUUUACAGAAAGAGCUGGCUAGAUUGGAAAGUGAACUGAAAACUCCUGGACCUGCUUCUUCAGCUUGUGAUUAUGUUGCAUUACUCAGAAAGAAAGAUCUUCAGAUUGAAAAGAUGGAGAAGCAAAUUAGAGAGCUAACGAAGCAACGGGAUUUGGCUCAAUCACGUGUGCAGGAUUUACUGCAGAUGAUUGGAAAUGGUCAACAUUCAAGAGAACGUAACGAUGAUCAUCCUAAAUUGCAGGCGGAGGAUACAUGGGAAGAUGAAGGUUCUGUAUCAGAAUCGUCAAGUGUGGUUGAUCGUAGUUCAAUUGGUAUUAGGCGGUACAGCAAUCCCCAUUAUGAUGAUAGGGACAGUGAGAAUAGUCCUGAUGAGCAUCAGCUACAGGACAAUGACAAUGACAAUGAUCAUUACCUGUCCGAUGGAACGUCUUCACCACUGACAGCUGGAAAGAAGUUUGUUCAGUCUAAUUCAAGACACAGUCAAGAUGAAACUGCAGAAGGUCCCGAUGACUACUGCAAGGAAGUUCAGUGUAUUGAAAUGGAAGAUUUGAGUAGGCCCAAGGAUUCUGAUGGUGGCAAUGAAGGAGCUUUGGCACUGUCUGGGAAUACAGAUACAGUUGGUCAAGAAAACUCAGUGAACAGAGGCAGAGAACUGGGUCAGAUGCAAAAUGGCUUUGCAUAUGAUGUCUUGGAGCAAAGACUUAAUGAUGUACAAAUGACCAUUGACUCUCUAGCCACUGCAUCGGAUAUGCCUAGUUCUAGAAGCUUUAGUUUAACUAGAAGUUGGAGUUGUAGAGCUGAUCUGCUGAAUGGCUCAUCUCCUGAUAAAGCACAUAGAACCCCAUCUAAUGGCUUUGAGAAAGGCUUUCCUGGAAGACCUGAGGGUCUUGGAAGGAGGUUUCCUCUUUUAAAUUUUGACGCCAAAAGUAUGAGGUUGUCAAGAAAUAAUUCUCAAUCUUCUUUCGGAAGUGCCUCCGUGGAUGAGCUAAGAGCACAGGGUGGCAGGGCUGGGGAUGAGGAUGUUACUAGCCUCCAUACUUUUGUUACAGGACUGAAGGAAAUGGCCAAGCUUGAGUAUGAGAAGCAACUUGUCGAUGGUCAGGCACAAGAGACGCAGUGCAAAGCUGAGAAGAAUGUGAAAGACAUAGGAGUAGAUCCAAUGCUAGAAACAGAAGAAACUCCAGAUUGGCCUCUAGAAUUUGAAAGACUUCAAAAGGCCAUAUUGGAACUUUGGCAAGCCUGCCACGUGUCAUUAGUUCAUAGAACCUACUUCUUCUUGCUCUUUAAAGGUGAUCCGUCAGAUUCCAUUUACAUGGGGGUGGAGCUUAGGAGACUGUCUUUCCUAAAGGAAACAUAUUCUUGUGGAAAUCAGGCCAUGGAAGACAGUCGGACCCCCACAUCGGCUUCAAGUAUGAAAGCUCUUCGUCGUGAGAGAGAGGUGCUGGGCAAGCUGAUGCAGAAAAGGUUUUCGGAAGAAGAAAGGAAGAGACUCUUCCGGGAGUGGGGCAUCACAUUAGACUCCAAGCGUCGGAGGCUGCAGCUGGCAAACCGCCUAUGGAGUAACCCGAAGGAUAUGAACCACGUCAGGGUGAGUGCUGCGAUCGUUGCAAAGCUGGUGAGGUUCGCAGACCAGGGGCAGGCACUCAAGGAGAUGUUUGGUCUUAGUUUCACACCUACUAUUACCAAACGUAGAUCAUAUGGCUGGAAAAACAGCAGGAUAUCUCUUUUGUAAUCUUGUAUUGUGCUCAUAUAGAGGUGGUUUGUCUAAUUAAUUGGCCAUAUAGUCAUCUCUUUUUUUUUUUUCACCAAUGAAAUUAUAUUAGUUUACUAACUAUUGUAAGGGUAAAACUGUAUUAGUCUGGCCUCCACAGGUUCUAAUGCUAUGUAUGUAUGUAUGUUGUAUUUUGGUAUGCGGCUUUGGGAUUUGCCUCAGUUUUAAUGAAAUAUAAGAAAUUGAUCUCUCUCUCUCUC
Messenger RNA from Morus notabilis, 3746 nucleotides. Its product is annotated as kinesin-like protein KIN-7E. Gene Ontology annotation, molecular function: ATP binding; microtubule binding; microtubule motor activity. NCBI's taxonomy places the organism in Eukaryota, Viridiplantae, Streptophyta, Magnoliopsida, Rosales, Moraceae. Gene Ontology annotation, biological process: microtubule-based movement. The record is from RefSeq and is a predicted model, not a curated record. The transcript is spliced from 16 exons. Bases 685 to 3507 code for a protein of 940 amino acids.